UAUCAUCCAUCUCAUUAAUAAUUCCGCAAGGACAAAAGAGCCAGAUUCGAUUGCGAUGGCGUCCGUCGUCAUCUCUCCUACGCUCUUUCUCGCGCUGCGCUCCCUGACCUCAUUCUUUUGCCGCCAUGUACGAUUAGGAUUAGGAAUAGGAAGGCUGAUGCUUUCAGAUCAGAUUAAACGGUGCGGUGCGGCUGGAUGGAUAAGCGAGGCAAAAAAGGCAUAAGGAUGACUGUCCCGGCGGCUUGUUCUUCUGUCUCGACUCGAGACAAUCCAAACCAUGCUUUGCUUGUCUUCAUCUUUAACUUAGAAAAAUAUGGGAAAUGAGGCGGCGGAGGAGGAGGAGGAGGCGCCGCGCAUGUGUCACGAAUGAAUGAUGGCGCUAGUGAGUAGACAGUCCAAUUUCCAAUUGGCAAUGGCAUAGCAUCAUCAGUGCUGGGAUUACCAGAGAAAGAAUCCCUCCGCGUCUUCACCGACCCUCUCUGAAGUCCGUUAUCCACAUGGCUCGCUCUUCUCUGGAUGAGAUGUCAGCCACGGGUGCUUUUAUUAGGCAGCCUUCAACUUUUCGGAGUUCCAUUUCCAGGGACCCAAACUCUCCCUUCCCUGCUGAAGCUGGGAGGUAUCAUUUGUAUGUAUCGUAUGCUUGUCCUUGGGCAUGCAGGUGCCUUGCAUACCUGAAGAUCAAAGGGCUUGACAAAGCUAUAAGUUUCACUUCAGUCAAACCAAUUUGGGGAAGGACCAAGGAUGGCGAUGAACAUAUGGGAUGGAUUUUCCCAUCUUCUGAUACGGAGGAACCAGGUGCAGAACCAGAUCCUUUAAAUGGAGCAAAAAGCAUACGAGAUCUGUAUGAGCUUGCAAGCUCAAAUUACACUGGAAAAUACACAGUUCCGGUUCUUUGGGAUAAAAAACAGAAAACAAUAGUGAAUAAUGAGAGUGCAGAGAUAAUUCGCAUGCUCAACACAGAAUUCAAUGAUAUUGCUGAAAAUGCUGGAGUAGACCUCUAUCCUCCUCGCCUGCAAUCCCAAAUUGAUGAAAUAAAUGAUUGGGUAUACGAUGGGAUUAACAAUGGUGUCUAUAGAUGUGGAUUUGCUAAGAAGCAAGAGCCCUAUGAUGAGUCCAUGACAAAAUUAUAUGAAGCUUUAGACAAGUGUGAGGAAAUACUCAGCAAGCAGAGGUACUUGUGCGGGAAUACCCUGACCGAAGCUGAUAUACGCCUGUUUGUUACCCUCAUAAGAUUUGAUGAGGUGUACGCAGUUCACUUCAAAUGUAACAAGAAGUUGUUGCGUGAGUAUCCGAAUAUGUUCAACUAUAUCAAGGACAUUUAUCAAAGCCCGGGAGUUGGGAGCACCGUGAAUAUGGCACACAUCAAGAAGCACUACUACGGAAGCCAUCCUUCCAUCAACCCAUUCGGGAUAAUUCCACAUGGCCCAAAUAUCGACUAUUCUGCUCCACACGACAGGGGGGAGAGGUUUGCCUCUGCUAACUAGACGAAGAUGAUGAUGAACAACUGAAGAAAGAAGAAGAAGAA
This is a messenger RNA of Andrographis paniculata, 1525 nucleotides long. RefSeq lists its product as uncharacterized. The transcript is spliced from 7 exons. Gene Ontology annotation, cellular component: cytoplasm. Gene Ontology annotation, molecular function: glutathione transferase activity. The coding region runs from base 498 to 1484 and encodes 328 amino acids. The record is from RefSeq and is a predicted model, not a curated record. Lineage: Eukaryota; Viridiplantae; Streptophyta; Magnoliopsida; Lamiales; Acanthaceae.